UCCAAACUCUCACUCAUGCCCAAUGUAGAAUUCAACGAAAUUCAACGUUGGGUCUACAGGCUCCUCACCAACCCUUCUCUUUCUCCCCCUCAGAUGACUUCUCUAUGCAAGCGCCUGGAUGGGCUGUGGGAGGAGAACCAGGGCUGUGUUGUUCUCUUCACAUGGAUCCAGUUCCUUAAGGAGGAGGCCUUUGCCUUCCUCGACGUCAAGUCUCCCCUGGAGGUGGUCAAGGGGGGCAACGCUCCGGUGGAAUGGAAGAGGAGUGAGGCUGGUGUGAAGCGGGCGGGGAGUCUAACCGGGGAGAAGGAUAAACUGGAGCCCCUGCUGGAGCUGGACCCCCGUGCUGUCCUGGUGGUUGACCCCCGUACUGAUAUCCUACCUCAGCUCCUGGACUUUGAUGAAGCUCAGCGGCAGAAGGUGUUUGACGCCAAGGCGUUCUGCUGUGGUAUCUGCUUCAUGGAGAAGCUGGGCUCGGGCUGCCUGUGCUUUAAGGAAUGCAAGCAUGUGUACUGCAAGACCUGCAUGACGGAAUACUUCCAGAUUCAGAUCCGCGACGGCAACGUUCAGUGCCUUAACUGCCCCGAGCCCAAGUGCACCUCCUUGGCUACACCCUCACAGGUCAAGCUCCUUGUCGGGGAGGAGUUGUUUGCGCGUUAUGACCGCCUUCUGCUUCAGUCCAGCCUGGAUCUGAUGGCUGACGUGGUGUACUGCCCUCGCCAGUCCUGCUGCCAGGCUGUGAUGGUGGAGCCAGACACCACCAUGGGCAUUUGCCCAGCCUGCCAGUACGCCUUCUGCACCCUCUGCAAACGGGGAUACCACGGCCUGUCCCACUGCAAGGUCACAGCAGGUAAAGGAAAUAGUUUACAUUGUAUUACAUAG
Molecule: messenger RNA, 879 nt
Organism: Oncorhynchus kisutch (coho salmon)
Lineage: Eukaryota; Metazoa; Chordata; Actinopteri; Salmoniformes; Salmonidae
Product: E3 ubiquitin-protein ligase RNF14-like
Exons: 2
Coding region: 16-879 (287 amino acids)
Biological process (GO): protein ubiquitination
Molecular function (GO): 2 iron, 2 sulfur cluster binding; zinc ion binding; protein binding
Source: RefSeq, a predicted model, not a curated record